Molecule: messenger RNA, 1989 nt
Organism: Pseudopipra pipra
Lineage: Eukaryota; Metazoa; Chordata; Aves; Passeriformes; Pipridae
Gene: CTNNBL1
Product: catenin beta like 1
Exons: 16
Coding region: 98-1789 (563 amino acids)
Cellular component (GO): spliceosomal complex
Source: RefSeq, a predicted model, not a curated record
CUCCCCGCCCAGUCCCGGCUGCUCUCGCUGCUUUACGGCAGUGUCGCGCGCCCCUGGGGCUCGGCGGCAGGUUCGCGGUGCGGGCCCGGCGGGAGCGAUGGAUGUGGGGGAGCUGCUCAGCUACCAGCCCAACAGAGGGACCAAAAGACCCCGCGAUGAAGAGGAAGAGGAAAUCAAAGCACGUCGGAAACAAGCCAGUGCUCGAGAGCACAGUCGUCACAGGGAAGAGGAGUCUGCUGCACUGGAGGAAACUGAUGACGAGAAGAAGAAACUCCUUCAGAUAAUUGAGAGGGAUGGAGAAGAGGAAGACGAGGAGGAGGAACCUUUGGAUGAAAGUUCAGUGAAGAAGAUGAUUCUCACCUUUGAGAAGAGGUCUUACAAAAACCAGGAGCUGCGGAUCAAGUUUCCUGACAAUCCAGAGAAGUUCAUGGAGUCGGAACUGGAUUUAAAUGACAUCAUUCAGGAAAUGCACGUGAUCGCGACGAUGCCCGGCCUGUAUCACCUGCUGGUGGAGCUGAACGCUGUGCAGUCUCUGCUCGGGCUGCUGGGACACGACAACACAGAUGUUUCCAUAGCUGUGGUGGACUUGCUGCAAGAGCUGACUGAUAUAGAUACUCUCCAUGAGAGUGAAGAAGGAGCUGAAGUCCUCAUAGAUGCUCUCGUGGAGGGCCAGGUCGUGGCCUUGUUGGUCCAGAAUUUAGAGCGCCUGGAUGAAAGUGUGAAAGAGGAAGCUGAUGGUGUCCACAACACCCUGGGAAUUGUGGAGAACAUGGCAGAGUUCCGGCCGGAGAUGUGCACGGAGGCUGCACAGCAGGGCCUCAUGCAGUGGCUGCUCAAGAGGCUGAAGGCUAAGAUACCUUUUGAUGCCAACAAGCUGUACUGCAGUGAGGUGCUGGCAAUUCUACUCCAGAAUAAUGAUGACAACAGAGAAUUGCUUGGGGAGCUGGAUGGGAUCGAUGUGCUGCUUCAGCAGUUAUCUGUGUUUAAACGACACAACCCAAGUACAGCAGAGGAACAGGAAAUGAUGGAGAACCUGUUUGACUCCCUGUGCUCCUGCCUAAUGCUCAGCUCCAACCGUGAUCGCUUCCUGAAGGGUGAAGGUCUGCAGCUGAUGAACCUGAUGCUCAGGGAGAAGAAGAUUUCCCGCAGCAGUGCCCUGAAGGUGCUGGACCACGCCAUGAUUGGACCAGAGGGCACAGACAACUGUCACAAGUUUGUGGACAUCCUUGGGCUGAGAACCAUCUUCCCUCUCUUCAUGAAAUCACCCAAAAAGAUAAAGAAAGUUGGAACAACUGAAAAAGAACAUGAAGAACAUGUCUGUUCCAUCCUGGCUUCCCUUCUGCGAAACCUGAGAGGGCAGCAGAGGACACGGUUACUGAAUAAAUUCACAGAGAAUGACAGUGAGAAGGUUGAUAGGCUGAUGGAGCUGUAUUUUAAGUACCUGGAUGCAAUGCAGGCAGCUGAUAAGAAGAUUGAUGGGGAGAAACACGACAUGGUGCGUCGGGGAGAGAUCAUAGACGAUGACAUGGAAGACGAAUUCUAUCUCCGUCGCCUGGAUGCCGGGCUCUUUGUGCUGCAGCUCAUCUGCUACAUCAUGGCAGAGAUCUGUAAUGCCAACGUUCCCCAGAUUCGUCAGAGAGUCCACCAGAUCCUGAACAUGAGAGGCAGCUCCAUUAAAAUUGUUCGACACAUCCUGAAGGAGUAUGCAGAGAACAUCGGGGAUGGGAAGAACCAGGAGUUUCGGGAGAGUGAGCAGAAGCGGAUCCUGGAUCUGUUGGAGAAUUUCUGAGGACCAGGAGCUGAACUCUGUGUCAGCCACGAGGACGCGAUGCCGGUUCUCCCUCUGUGUCUGCCCACGAGGACAUGGCGCCAGUUCUCCCUCCUUCUGCCCCUCCUCCAGCCUUGAUUGCACGAUGAAAGUGAUGUUUCUGUGAAACUGCUUCUAAAUGGGAUUUGGGAGAUAUUAAAGAUAGUUUCCUUUUUUUUUUA